Molecule: messenger RNA, 1044 nt
Organism: Lachnellula hyalina
Lineage: Eukaryota; Fungi; Ascomycota; Leotiomycetes; Helotiales; Lachnaceae
Product: NAD-dependent epimerase/dehydratase
Exons: 2
Coding region: 1-1044 (347 amino acids)
Molecular function (GO): oxidoreductase activity, acting on the CH-OH group of donors, NAD or NADP as acceptor
Source: RefSeq, a predicted model, not a curated record
AUGUACUUCUCCCCACAGCAAGCACUCAUACAGCAUCUCCAGAUCACAGGAGCAACAGGCUUCAUCGGCUUCGCCGUCCUCCACCAGGCCCUCGAAUCCGGAUACCGCGUGCGCAUCUCCAUUCGCAAGGAGCCGCAAGCCCAGACCCUUUCUUCCCACCCCCUAAUCGCCCCUUUCGUAGCACAAGGCAAUGUCUCCUUCGCCAUCGUGCCCGACAUCACGGUCCCAGGCGCGUUUGAUGAAGCGUUAAAGGAUGUGGUUUAUGUAGAGCAUUUGGCGUCGGCAUUGCCUAGUCCAACGGAGAAUCCAGAGCAGGAUAUAGUGCAGCCCGCAAUCCACGGCACGACAUCCAUCCUGACCUCCGCACUCCUCCACGCCUCCAUCAAACGCAUCAUUAUCACCUCCUCCAUAGCAGCCAUCCUCUCCUCAGCCGCCCAAACCGACGGCACCCCAACAGCGCCCUACACGUCAUCCUCGCGCGUCUCUCCCCUGCCCUCAGGACCCUGGGCCAACGGCGUCGUGGCGUACCGCGGAGCCAAAGCCCUCGCUCUCGACGCGACGGAUCGGUUCGUCGCUGAGAAGGCGCCGCGCUUUAGCAUCGUCAAUAUCAUGCCCGGCUACGUGAUCGGGCGCAACGGGCUGGCGACGUCUGCGCGCGAACUGCAGAAUGGGAGUAAUAAUGUGGUGCUGUCGCUCGUGACGGGGAAUGUGGGCAAGGAGCCUCAGCCUGCUACUGUGGUUGAUGUGCGGGAUGUUACGAGGGUGCAGGUAGAGGCUUUGGAUGAGCGGAAAGUGGUGGGAGCGUAUAGGAGUUUUGUAGUUGAUGCGGGGAAGGUGGAUUUGAAUGAUGUGGUGGGGAUUGCGAAGAGGGAGUUUGAAGGAGCAUUUGAGGAGGGGAUACUGAGGGAGGGGGGUACGAAUAGUGUUAGUCAUGAUUUUGAUGGGAGCGAAACGGAGGGGGUGUUUGGGAAGUUGAAGGGUUUGGAGGAGAUGGUUAAGAGUGUUGUGAGGCAGUAUGUUGAGCUGAAGGAGAAGGAGGUGUAG